Messenger RNA from Marasmius oreades (fairy-ring Marasmius), 1131 nucleotides. RefSeq lists its product as uncharacterized. The record is from RefSeq and is a predicted model, not a curated record. Gene Ontology annotation, cellular component: FAR/SIP/STRIPAK complex. NCBI's taxonomy places the organism in Eukaryota, Fungi, Basidiomycota, Agaricomycetes, Agaricales, Marasmiaceae. Gene Ontology annotation, biological process: peptidyl-serine dephosphorylation. The coding region runs from base 8 to 952 and encodes 314 amino acids. The transcript is spliced from 8 exons. Gene Ontology annotation, molecular function: protein serine/threonine phosphatase activity.
GUUCACAAUGGCACCUUUCGACCUCGACGCUUGCAUUCAGCAAUUACUAAGGAAACAGCUACUUCAUGAAGCCCUUUUGCGCGAAAUAUGCGAAAAAACGAAGGAGGUUCUUAUGCGCGAAAGCAACGUAGUUCAUGUCAGCGCACCUGUAACAGUUGUAGGGGAUAUCCACGGGCAAUUUUACGAUUUGAUAGAGAUAUUCAAGAUUGGCGGUCAUGCUCCUCAUACCAAUUAUCUAUUUCUCGGGGAUUAUGUCGACCGCGGAUUGUUCAGUGUAGAAACCAUAUCCUUAUUAACGUGCCUCAAGCUAAGAUACCCCGACCGUGUGCAACUUAUCAGAGGAAACCAUGAAUCGAGAGCUGUGACUCAAACAUAUGGGUUUUACACUGAAUGUGUUCGAAAAUAUGGAUCUUCUCACGUUUGGACAUACUUUACCGACAUGUUUGAUUUCCUUACCCUCUCUGUGGUCGUUGACGACAGAAUCUUUUGCGUACAUGGCGGUCUCUCUCCGUCAAUACAUUCGAUAGACCAAAUUAAAGUUGUAGACCGGUUUCGAGAGAUUCCUCACGAAGGCCCCAUGGCCGACUUAGUUUGGUCAGACCCUGAUCCUGAAAAGGAAGACUUUGCCAUAUCACCCAGGGGUGCAGGGUACACCUUCGGAUCUGGAGUUGUACAUAAAUUCCUCGAGAUCAAUAAGAUGUCUCACAUCCUCCGCGCACAUCAACUCUGCAUGGAAGGUUACGCGUCUUUAUUCGACAGACAUCUCUCCACGGUUUGGUCGGCACCUAAUUAUUGUUAUCGGUGCGGAAAUUCCGCAAGUAUUCUAGAAGUCGGACCAGGUGGAACCAUGUAUUUCAAUGUAUUCGAAGCAGCGCCGGAGAAUGAACGGGAUGGGCCGAAUCAACAAGCGCAGCAGAAUAUCGGAGGAAAACUUCCUGAAUAUUUCCUGUAACGGCGACAUCCCCCCCGGUUCUGUCUGUCUCGUUUGCAUUAGUUCCAUGAGGGAAAUCGGACAAUUACCGACAGGGCUGUUUGCUGGGCAUACUAUCCGUUGAACGGGCAUCUGAUUAUUCAGAUCAGCAUAACUGUUGUGUCGCGCUUACGGUUACCCUCGAAGGAUAUCUUCGUGCU